Molecule: messenger RNA, 153 nt
Organism: Racocetra fulgida
Lineage: Eukaryota; Fungi; Glomeromycota; Glomeromycetes; Diversisporales; Gigasporaceae
Source: the annotation of a GenBank genome assembly
UCGGAAUCUUUGUUACAAAAUCAAUCCGGUCAGGGAAUAGCGCUAGAAAGACAGAUGCAAAUAUGGACUUUUGAGCGAGACAAACGGGAUAAGGAAUUAAAAAAAUUAGAGACUGAUUAUGAAAUGCUAAAAAAACAAAAUUGUGAAUUGCAG